GUAAGUCUCAAGUCGGCUCGAAGCUAGACUUAAGACAAUGCUUGAGCUUAAGAUCGGUCUAUGAAUCCCAUCCUAAAGGUGCCUUUUGAUGCUGACGCUCGACGCUCAUUUUCAGAGCGUCCAAAAGAUCACGUGACCAUUCUGCUUGACGCUAGCGUCAAAGAAGUGAAGUUGAAUUUGUCUAACAAUUAGCGUCGGUCGCUGGAUUAUCUUUGAUUAUCCCGAUUCAAAUUUUGCCUCGAUAAUAAAAAAUGGAUUUUGACGUAAAUAUUAAUUUUCUACAAUUUACGAUCUUUAAUAAUGGCCUUGUAUCAAAGUAUACAAAAUAAUAUAUCUUAAAUAUAUAUUAUAACCUUAAAAUUUUACAAGGAUCGACUAAAAGAGUAUAAUUAGAGUAAAAUAUAAAAUAAGAAAAGUUAGAGAUACUAUAGUAAAUUAGAAAUAUUUUAGAAAUAUUUGUAGUAUUAUUUAAAUUUGAUGCAUUUUAGGAUGAAUCUAUCAAUCUCGUCCAAACUUGUGGGUUAUGUGAAACAAUCUGCGAUCAAGCAGAUAUUGCAGAACAUGAGUGCUUACAAGGCUAUACACAGUAUAUAACUGAUCCUGAUACACUGUAUUUUUAUCCUUUAUUAGAUGAUGGAGUGACCGUAAUAAAAAACAGAGUGUCAAACACAAAUAAAAAACAAACAGUGACAACGCAAUUGCACAAGAAAAAUACAAAUAAUUAAUUGAAUAAUUGUAUCAAAAUAAUGUGAAAACUUUUUUGUCUAUAAUAUAUUUAAAUUUUAUGUUUAGAUUUUGUUACGCCAAUACAAGGAAUAUUAUCUGAACAAAAUUCUUGUGCAAAAGAAAGAAAUUCAGAUAAAGGGUUAAAAGCAAAACUUAAUUAUGACGAUGAGGAAACUCUCAUUUUAGAAGUCCAGUUACGAGAGCCUCUCUGGAAUUAUAAACUUCCAUUACCACAACGCAGCAUAAAAAUUACCAAAAAUUUAUGACAAGAAGUAGCAAAUGCUUUAAAUGGAAAAAUUACAGCCAAUGAAUGUAAAGUAAAAUUUAAAAGUUUACAUGACACAUACCGACGAAUAAUUAGAUCAGAAACUAGUGCGAGUGGGUCUGCUCGAAAAGACGCUGGAAAUAAAUGGCCUCAUUACGACUCAAUGACAUUUUUACGAGAUUCUUGCUUGUUGAAAACCACCGUGAGUAAUAUUAAAGAGUCAUCUGAUUUUGAAGAUAAUUCUAUUGAAAAUAUAGAACCAAAUUGUGGGCUCCGGAAUAAAAAAAAGAAAAGCAAUUUGGAGACGUCUACUAGUGCAAUAGAAAAAAUUGCGAACUCAUUGUGCGACAAUAACGACCUACCUAUUAAUCUUCCACCUCCUCCAGUUCCAGAUGAAAUCGAUGCUUUUUUGUCAAUGUUAGGAUGCCAGUUGCGAGAAUUGCAAUUACGCAAACGCCGAGAAAUAAUGAAAAAGUUUUUAGACAUAAUUUACGAUGCUUUGGCAGAACAUACAUAAUUUUUUUUAUUACAUUAUGUAUUAUUUUAUUUUUUAUUAUAUAUUUAUAUUA
Molecule: messenger RNA, 1560 nt
Organism: Monomorium pharaonis (pharaoh ant)
Lineage: Eukaryota; Metazoa; Arthropoda; Insecta; Hymenoptera; Formicidae
Exons: 4
Coding region: 1155-1508 (117 amino acids)
Source: RefSeq, a predicted model, not a curated record